CAUUCAAUAGGAUUAGAUGAGUUUGAAUGGAACGGAGUGCUAUUGCUAAUAUCAUCCGGCGAACACUUCCCCUUUCAUGCAUAUUAUGCGGCGGCGGCCACAGGAGUACAGAUGAUUUGGGUUCCAAUUAUAAAUGAUCAUAUACAAUUAACUACUACUGUGUAUUGGAUUCAAAAAAAUGGAUUGCACCAGAAUUUGUAAGAUUUCUUAAAGACAAAUGCUUCUCAACUUUUCAAGUUGGAGGUGACCCUAUUAUCAUUUCACUGGACAAACGGGGAAGAUUGGUUCAUUCUAAUGCACUGCACAUGACAUUUACAUGGGGAUCUCAAUUAUUUAAUGAAGAGAGAACAAUGAUAUCAAGUGAUAUAAUGCCUUCAUUAGAAAAUGAGUUGAGGGAAAGUACUUCUGGUGCUGACCGUGUGAUUGAUGACAUUGACAAACAAAUACAUAAUUUCGCUAGAGAGGUCCGCAAAAAGAUCAAUGUUUGGGUGUACGACAUCAAGAUGAAGAUGAAAAGUUCGUUUCGUUCAUACAAUUACACGCGUGAGAUAGAAGAAGAGCUUUGGCUUAAAGAAUCUUGGAAUCUUAAGCUUGUAGUAGGAACGACUAGCAACAGGACAUUCAAAUCCAGACUACACCAGUGGAUUGAUGAUGAUGAAAAGUACAUUUUGUUAUGUGGAGGCAAUAACAUUAAAAGAGUUCUAGAAUUUGUACUUAAAGUAAAAGAAGUUCGUUCCAAAUUCCAAAUGAAUAUGAAAAUUGCAUACGUUGGAAGAAGAAGAAAAAUUAUUGAAGAGGUGAGUAGAGCAUGUGAUUAUGCAUUUACACGUUAUGAGUUUAAGUCGUUUUGGGCACGACUUCAUAGCGUGGCCUCAUCUAGGAUCCAAUAUUUGUGUAACGUUGGAGUACUUGAUGAAAGGAGUGAUGAAAUUCUGCAAGGACUCAGAAAAUUAUUAUCUUAUGAAGAUGAAUGCACAACAAUUGGAUCAUGGGCUUUGUUGGGCAAAGGGAAAAGAAUAAUUGCAUGUGAUAUGGGAGACAAAAUGUUAGGAGUCUUGAAUGAGCAUGAGAAAUGGAAGAACAUUGAACAUGCCAAUGAUUUUGAACAAACAUUCAAGGAUUGCUAUGAGAUGCUUAAUACUUCUUCUUCUUCUUCCAAUCAACACUCUUGUUGUGCUCUCAAUUACUCAUCUAAUUUGGAUAAAAUUCCAGAGAUUGUGUCCUGCUUUCAAUGUGACCAGAACAUGCAUAAAUUUGUCACUUUCUCCUGUUGUCAUGACCUGACUAAUUAUUUAUAUUGUUACCAGGAUGGAGACUAGAAAUAAUACUAGAGUUUCUGUUCUACUUGCACUGGCUGUUAGAGCUUUUGUAGUAGUCUACAUGCAUGUAUUAUAUAUG
This is a messenger RNA of Ipomoea nil (Japanese morning glory), 1398 nucleotides long. RefSeq names its product protein SIEVE ELEMENT OCCLUSION B-like. Lineage: Eukaryota; Viridiplantae; Streptophyta; Magnoliopsida; Solanales; Convolvulaceae. The coding region runs from base 306 to 1319 and encodes 337 amino acids. Gene Ontology annotation, biological process: phloem development. The record is from RefSeq and is a predicted model, not a curated record. The transcript is spliced from 3 exons.